Messenger RNA from Tachysurus vachellii, 4410 nucleotides. It is a transcript of the gene kcnq5b, whose product is annotated as potassium voltage-gated channel, KQT-like subfamily, member 5b. Gene Ontology annotation, biological process: transmembrane transport; potassium ion transport. Gene Ontology annotation, molecular function: voltage-gated potassium channel activity. Lineage: Eukaryota; Metazoa; Chordata; Actinopteri; Siluriformes; Bagridae. Bases 362 to 3088 code for a protein of 908 amino acids. The record is from RefSeq and is a predicted model, not a curated record. The transcript has 14 exons. Gene Ontology annotation, cellular component: membrane.
AUCCGUUUCCUGUGCGCGCGCUUCUCACUCAGAGCGCAAGCACGCGGCAUUGAUGCUCACUGAGAGCGCGAGACUAACAUUAAUAUUCACAUUAACACUAACUCCGAGUUCAGCUGAUCGUCAAAGACUUUGGACGUUUGGUUUCAGUGCACGUGAGGAGUAAAGCGAACCCCACGGAAAUUGUUGCUUAGAGGUGUUAUCGCAUUGGGGCAUGUUUGCACUGUGCAUCUGAUGGGAAACCUGUUUCGCGUCCUGUUUGCACGUGAAGCGUAGCGUGUAAGAGUGAGAGGCGGCGGCGGCGACGCACGCAUGAGCCGCGAGCUCGGAGCAACGCGCACUCUUGGCCGGCUUCGGUGACGCCAUGCCGCGCGACCGCGGUGGAGACGAAGGCGCGUCCGGCGGCGUGCGCCUCGAAGCUCGCGGCACGGAGGACGUGGAACGGGGCGGCGGGGUCGCGCGGCGCCCGGUUGCUGACGGACGGCGGGGAGAACGCGGUGCCCGCCUCAGCCUGCUCGGUAAACCGUUGGUAUACGGCGCGCAAAGCGGACGCAGGAACGCGCGCUACCGCCGCCUGCAGAACUGCCUGUACAACGUGCUCGAGCGACCGCGAGCCUGGGCUUUCGUGUAUCACGCGCUGGUGUUUGUGUUGGUGUUCGGCUGUUUGGUGCUGUCCGUGUUCUCAACCAUUCCAGAACAUCUAGAAAUGUUAUCACGUGCUCUGUUUAUACUGGAGUUUGUGAUGAUUAUUGUGUUUGGGAUGGAGUACCUCGUGCGGCUCUGGUCUGCAGGCUGUUGCUGCCGGUACCGAGGAUGGCAGGGACGACUGAGAUUCGCUCGAAAGCCAUUCUGCAUAAUAGACAUCAUAGUGCUGAUCGCGUCGGUCGCCGUGGUUUCAGCCGGUAGCCAGGGCAACAUCUUCGCCGCGUCGGCACUGAGGAGCAUGCGCUUCCUGCAGAUCUUGCGCAUGGUGCGUAUGGACCGGCGCGGAGGCACCUGGAAGCUUCUGGGAUCUGUAGUUUAUGCACACAGCAAGGAGCUCGUAACUGCCUGGUACAUCGGCUUCCUGGUGCUUAUCUUCGCCUCAUUCCUCGUCUACCUCGUAGAGAAGGACUUGAAUAAGGAAUUUUCUACGUACGCUGAUGCACUCUGGUGGGGCACGAUUACUCUGACCACAAUAGGCUACGGAGAUAAGACUCCCAAGACGUGGACGGGCCGCUUGCUGUCCUCCGGCUUUGCGCUCCUCGGCAUCUCCUUCUUCGCUCUGCCUGCGGGGAUCCUGGGUUCUGGUUUUGCCCUUAAAGUCCAGGAGCAGCACAGACAGAAGCACUUUGAGAAGAGAAGGAAUCCUGCAGCUUGCCUUAUCCAGUGUGUGUGGCGUAGCUAUGCGGCUGAUGAGAACUCGGUUUCCAUUGCUACCUGGAAGCCACAUUUAAAGGCAUUGCAUACCUGCAGUCCUACAAAGAAGGAUCAAGCAGAGACUUCGACAAAUCAGAAGCUGAGCUUUAAAGACCGCGUAAGGAUGGCAAGUCCUCGUGGUCAGAGCAUUAAGAGCAGACAGACAUCCAUCACAGACCGGCGUUCCCCGGGCUCUGAGAUUAACGCAGACAGCUCCAGUCCAGUUAAAGUGCAGAAGAGCUGGAGCUUCAACGACCGUACUCGCUUCAGACCCUCUCUCCGUCUCAAGAGCCAAUCCCGCUCUACCACCGACGGUGAAGCUAAUAUAGUACCGGAGGAGAGCGUCGAUGAGAAAGGCUGUCACUGUGAGUUCUCCGCUGAAGACUUGUUACCAGCAGUGAAGAGCGUGAUCCGAGCAGUCCGGAUCAUGAAUUUCCUUGUGGCAAAGAAGAAGUUUAAGGAGACACUGCGUCCAUAUGAUGUCAAGGACGUGAUUGAGCAAUAUUCAGCAGGACACUUGGACAUGCUGUGUCGAAUUAAAAGUUUACAGACGAGGGUUGAUCAGAUCCUGGGGAAGGGGCAGAUUCCUGUAGAUAAGAAGCUAAGGGAGAAGAUGCUGUCUGAUGGUGAUCUGCUGGAGGAUGUCAGCAUAUUGGGAAGGGUGUGUAAAGUCGAGAGACAGGUCCAGUCUAUUGAAUCAAAGUUGGACUCGUUGCUAGACGUCUACCGGCAGGUUCUGCAGAAAGGCACAUCCUCAGCUCUCAGUCUGUCCUCUCUGCCCCUGUUCGAGCUGGCCCAAUCGACAGACUACCCAAGUCCAGUCUUUACCAAGGAUCUCUCCUCUCCCUCACAAUUUAGCCAAGUGAGUAGCUCCAAUUUCCCUCGGGGCUUCCAUCUCAUCCUGGCUCCCAACGAGUUCAACUUCAACUUGAACAACUCAUCAGCGUCUCCCUCCGUAGACGACAAGCUCAGUUCUGCCUCACUGUUCAGCCCACUUCAGCCUCUUGCUACACCCACUGCAGAUUGCCCACCUGUUUUCACGCCAAACAGUAUACACUCUGGAGGGGUGCAUUUUCCCAAACUGGCAAGCCCUCCUCCACCCCCUCCAUCGUCCACCCGGUUUCAGCUGCCCCUGUUGCUGCCUCAGUCAGGCAGAGUGAACAGUGGAUCAACCCAAUCUCAGUCCAGUCCUUCUGAUCGCUUCCCACCCUCAUAUUCAAACAGAUCCCAGCAGGACAUGGCACCAAGCAGCAAAGAGGAUGCUUCUUGGAGAAGACAUAUGGGCCCAGAGAUGGGAAUGGACAUGGAUCCUCUGGUGGAGCUCUCAACCUCCUCAGUACCAGAUAGAGGAGACCAGUCAGUUUCCACAGGAAAGUCCUUCUCUGUCCAGGACCUUAUUCCAGAGGUUGAUGGGCAUCACAGCCUGUCAGCCAGCAGCAGCCAGGACUCAGAGAGUGAGGUGGGAGGAGGUGGAUGGGCUGAAGCAGAGCUCUUCAUAGCAGAUGGAGACCUGGAGAACUCUGGGCAGACUCGGUCCUCAAGCUUUGGCUUCCUGGCCCAACCUCCGGCAAAUUCCAAUUUCUCCUCUGAACUUUUGAGGACAGGGACAGCAACGAGGGACAGCCUCAGCAUGGCAUCCAAAUUGGGUGCUACAAAGCCUUUCAUUAUGCCACACGUCCGGCUAAAACAAUAAGCCACCAACGUUAUGAAUUCUUAUUAGACUUCUUGAAGAACAUGAAAGCUUUGUCUAAUUUUAAGUAUUUUAUUUUAGAAGCCAGAAAUGGGAGGUCAGAAAGGCAAGAAUGGAGUUUGGGGUAUUAUUUUUAUUUUUAAAAUUUGUUUAAAUUUUUGAUUUAAUUUUAUAUAUUGUUAAGUACUGAUUUAUUUAGAAGAAAAAAGUUUCAUACAGUGAACUUACAUGAGGAUUUUUGAUUGCAUGGAGUGUGCUUUUUUAAGCACUGUGUUUUCUGGUUAGCCUAACUAGGGAAAUCCACAAUAUAAUGAAAAAGCGCUUUACCUGUGUUGUAUUCCUUUGCUUAGAUUAUAGCAGAGUGAAAUUUACAUUUUUUGUUAAUUUCCUUUUGGGUCAUAUUCCAUUUCUUAUGUCCCAAGAAAAAACCUUGCAUGUGGAGACAGGUAAGACUGGAAAUGUAUUUUAUAUGUGAAUGUAUUAUUGAUUGGCUCUUUCAUGUGCACGGGUAAAAUCAGGGUUUAAUUGUGUUCUCGAGUCAGUCGUUUCAGUCACUUGGUCUCAGACUGGGUAUUUUGGUCCACACCUAAGUGCGAUUGCUGUGUUCACACUUGACUAAAACAUCCACAGAGAUAAAAGUUCCAUGACAAACUUAAAAGGAAAAUCAGAAAACAGGAAGCGAUGUUAAACUGGAAAGUUUUAUAAACAAGUUGUCUUGACAAUGCCAUUUGAAAGUCUCGUAUUUAAAGACACGAGAAAAAGUCACUGAAGGCCAAAGGGAGCGUUAAGAGUAGGGGCAGCUUCAGUGGACGUGCCAAGGAGCCAUCAGGUUUAUGAAACUAUUUUCUAUAGAGUCAAGUUUUAUAAUAACUCAUCAUUGGUUGCUGGAUUCUGGGAAUUUUCAGGAUGUUUAUGUGUGAAUAAAACCAAUAAAGUUCACUAAUAGAUCUGUGACAACCCUUCAGUCAGCAGAAGGAAGUGGGCCUCAUCACUGGGUUCUGAUUUUGGGUACAGUGGAUAGCCAGUGGAGGUUUUUCUGGGAGGGGUUAUAUAAAAAAAAUUCACAAAGACGACAAACGUCUUUGUCCAAAUCCAAAUAGUUACAACAUCCCAUGAAUCCCAUAUAUAAUCCCAUAUAUGUAAAAGCCUAGGGUCAAUGGAAAACGAUAACAUGAUAAAUUCUAGUGAGGUAGAAUGAAGGCACUGUUGGCUCUUCAUGCCAUUUAUGGUUUUAUGUUGCAGUUGUUUUUUAACUAACGCAGUCCUGGAUGUAUUGCAUGAGAACGCAGGGUAAGCAGAGGGACUAUAAUAAACUCCAAAUCAAA